UUGACAGAGAAACAAUUUCGCAUUUAAUAGAAUUUCUGUUCCAACUAGCGGCAUCCAGCCUUUCUGUGAAGGAGAAAGUAAAGACAUGGGUCCGUACACUGUUCACGUCAGUCAUAUGAAUGCGUGAAACUGGCACAGGCGACCGAUGGCGUUAUGGCUGCAACGCUUUAGUUCUCUGUCGAUCAAUGCUAAAGUGAGCGAAACGCUGAGUCGGUGCGCUAGAGAUACCGCGAGCCAAUUAUAGCAGAGGCCACACCAGUCAGUCCUAGCAGCACAUUCAAGACGGUUUCCUGAUUGUUUCAACGUAUACACAGCCUUGAGUGGAGAUCACUGUGUUCGGAAAUUUCAUUCUAUGAGAGGAUUUCCACUGAAGAUUGCCAGAAGACAGCGGGAUGAUGUGCACGUGUCGGGCCUGGCUCGUGAUGCUUCCAGCUCUACUCACAACUCUGCCUCGAGCCACAUCGCAAGUCCACAAUGGCCUGAGUAGACGUGAACUGCUUGACCAGAUAUUGAAAAAAUCAACUUAUGAUCCAAGAAUUCCUCCUGAUUACGAAAGAGAUGAGCCCACGAAUGUUACUCUCCAGAUCCACAUACUCAGCUUUGACUCCAUCAAUGAAGGGUCGAUGGAUUAUUCCAUCAACAUAUAUCUACGGGAAAAAUGGACCGACAGUCGCCUUGCCUUCAUGAACUACACAAAAUCUGAUUGGCUCGAACUGGAUACCCGGAUGUUAGAUCAUGUUUGGGUCCCAGAUGUAUAUUUCCAAAAUGAAAAGAAGGCUGCUUUCCAUAAUGUUACAGUUCCCAACAGGCUCAUACAUCUGUACAGGAACGGCACAGUUAAUUACAGUCUAAGGCUAUCCAUGACGUUGAGCUGCCACAUGUUUCUGGCCCGCUACCCGAUGGACUCUCAGAGUUGUCCCAUUAUUAUUCAAAGUUAUACCUACACGACAGACAACGUGGUGUUCGCCUGGUCCCCCUUUAACCCCAUUACGACCAAUACAAACAUGGAGCUGCCGCAAUUUAAUUUUCAGAAAUAUGAGAUAGUGGACUGCCGUGACGUUUAUGAAAAAAGAUUCGCCUGCAUAAUGGCCAACUUCAAACUGAAAAGAGACAUGGGGUAUUUCAUCCUUCAAGUGUAUGUGCCUAGUGUUCUAAUAGUAAUUCUGUCGUGGAUAUCUUUCUGGAUAGACAUUGGAGCUGUCCCUGCUCGAAUUUCAUUGGGUGUUCUCACAGUCCUCACCAUGACGACCCAGAGUUCCGGUGCGCAGUCGUCACUUCCGCGUGUAUCGUAUGUCAAGGCUAUCGAUGUCUGGAUGUCGAUAUGUUUGUUCUUCGUCUUCACGGCUCUAUUGGAGUAUGCUUAUGUUAAUGUGCAAUCAAGACGGGCUCAAAACCACCCUGAAAGAUUUACAAACAAGAAGCCUGAUAUGAGCAAAUUACCGCCAUCAGAAAGUGACAACGAAAUAACCACCAAGGUUCGGAAGUCAUUUUUAGCAGCUCGUCAGUUGGACAAAUAUUCACGAUGGAUCUUCCCUGUGGCGUUCAUAGUUUUUAAUAUAAUUUAUUGGUGUAUAUAUCUACACGUUGAAUGAAAAAGGCCCUAUCUGUUCUCUUGAGUGUAAAGUGGGUUGUUUUCACGUUUGAUUGUACAAUGUAUGCACAGCAGUGUAGGUACCAUGUUAACGUCAUCUCGUGACACAUUUUAUUUAAACUUUACACAUUUUUAAUAUAAAUAUUUUUUUACAAAUCUCUACAUUGAGUGUUGUGAAGGUUAUGGAUACACAUAUGCUGUGUAUAUAGUAUUGAUACUAUAAAUAUCGAUUAUCGUCGCAAUAUUAAUGUACGUAAUAUAUUGAUUAGUAUUGCCUUUCAUACAAUGCAUAUAUAAUACAUUACAUGAGACAAUAGUAUUAUACGUACUUGUAAUUAAUUUAGGAAUCGAAAUUAAGGUUUUAGAAGUCACACAUCCUCAUGACUUGAUUUCUUAAACAUGUUUAUUAUGUGCGGCAUUUUAAAAUGUAAUGGCUGUACAUUAUUUGUACAUGAUACUGUCCCAUUUCCGUCACGCUGAAAGCGACCAGGUUGAUAGAAUUCAGCGACAACAGUCGGAGCACAUAUUUCUUAAAGUAUCUCUCGUUCUUGCUUCAACAAGCUUAUGCUUUUUUUUUAAACAGACAAACUUUAUCUAUUAUAUGUUGUUAUUUUCUGUUUGUUACAUGAAUAAUGAUAUCAAAUUCGUCUGUUAAAGGCGGCAAAGAUAAUUUGGUAUGUUGUGAAUUUUUAAACCAAUUUUUUCGAAGGCAAUUUUCAUUUGUUUAUACAAUUACAAGUGCCUGUGGCCUUUAAUCGGUACACUUGCUAUUUCUCUGGAGAGAAGUUGUGUAUGUUCCGCUGAUCAUACGAUCUGUUGAUAUUGAUGCUUAUCACUAGCUACAAAGUCAGCUAUUGACCCCCUUAUGUGAAGUCAUGACACUAUAGAUUUCAGUAUUAAUCGUGCUGGAGAUAGAUUUCGACAUUAACUCUGGUUCAUGAGUGAUGCAAAGUUUGAAACAAUAUAUGUGAGUAAUGGUGGUUACCCCUUGUAAUAAGUCAAAUAUGUAUUCAUGCAUUCCAGUAAAGACCACCCUCUGUUUGUACCGAUCGUAUAUUUAAACUUGUGCAUUUUAGGAUACAUGUAUUGAAAAAUAAUGAAACUAUUGGUGAAUAUGACACUGAUCUGAGACGCAAGUUAAACCCAAUGAUCAAUAACGUUCAUGCUAAGCACCCUCCAUGUACAUUGCACCCAUUCCAUCACAAGUAUGUUCAAACACUACUAAUGUUAGUAAUAUAUGAACGACCCGUGACAUUUGUUUUUAUCAUUUCCAUUGUGGGUAUGGUUAUAUUUGAGACAACCUGGGGGCGGUCGGGUAGCCUAGUGAGUGGUUAAAGCUUUCGCUCGUCACGGCGAAAACCCGGGUUCGAUUCCCGACAUGGGUACAAUGUGUGAAGCCCAUUUCUGGUGUCCCCCGCCGUGAUAUUACUGGAAUAUUGCUAAAAGCGGCGUAAAACCAUACUCACUCACUCAGUGAGACAACCAAUGUUUUUUUAGAGAAUCGUACUGUAUUUAUCGUCAAUAAGACAGACAUUUUCUUGUAUGUACUUUCAAACAUGGAGAUUUUUUUGUGGAUGUCUCUACAGAAAUUAUAGAUUUUUGAAAAUGCAAACAUGCGCAGAAAAAUUAUUUAACUGAUGUGAAUAUCUUUAGCACAAUUUAGAUGCAGCUCACGCAGGUGAAUGGUUGAAGUUGGAUGGCACAAAAAGUACCAAACGUUAUGGAUUAAAUAUACAAUGUUCCUUAAAUGUCAUGGAAGAUGAACUUCAAUUUUUGCUUAUAUGCUAUAAAUAUAAUAAUUUAGGGAACAAAAAUAUUGAACAAAAGUACUGAGGAUAUCCAAAAAAUACAAAUAUAUCUCUGUAAUGUCACAUGAGUCACCUGUGUCACUAUACGAAAUAUAUCUCUAUUUAUAUAUCAUGCCAUGUUGUUAAGAAAUGAAUUUUUGUAAAAUGUAAAUCGCUUCCACACUGCCAUGUAUUCUGUUCUAUGUGCCCAUGGCCUUACAGUUAAAUAUGAAUAUACUUAAUUGUAUUAUUUGCAUUCUUUCCGAAAUAAAAUCUCUUGAAUACGAA
Haliotis rufescens (red abalone) is the source of this 3666-nucleotide messenger RNA. Its product is annotated as glycine receptor subunit alpha-2-like. The record is from RefSeq and is a predicted model, not a curated record. Lineage: Eukaryota; Metazoa; Mollusca; Gastropoda; Lepetellida; Haliotidae. Gene Ontology annotation, molecular function: neurotransmitter receptor activity; chloride channel activity; transmembrane signaling receptor activity. The transcript is spliced from 9 exons. Gene Ontology annotation, biological process: chloride transmembrane transport; nervous system process; chemical synaptic transmission. Gene Ontology annotation, cellular component: membrane; synapse; neuron projection. The coding region runs from base 393 to 1592 and encodes 399 amino acids.